GGGUGGGGGCGGAGCUAUCUACGUCCAGUGGAUCUGCAGCGGAUCUCGCGGUGGGCCCUCCAGCGACACUAAACCGGAAACGCACGAUGUAAAUAUUAACACUUGAGCUAAAGUUCAGGAUCACUCUGUCGGUUUCAGGGUGGAAACAUGUUUUGAAAGAACGCACGCGGGGAAACUCGAAGUAAACGGUCCGUGUCAGCGUGCUGCCUCGCGGGAGAGCUGUUACAAAGAUGCCUGAAGUACGGGAUCUGACUGAAGCUUUGCCUGAGAUGCCAAUGGACCCAAUCACUGGUGUUGGAGUAGUAGCCUCCAGAAACAGAGCUCCAACUGGAUAUGAUGUAGUUUCCACGACGACAGAUGGCAUUGACGCUGACCUGUGGAAAGAUGGCCUCUUCAAAUCUAAAGUGACCCGUUACCUUUGCUUCACACGAGUCUUUUCCAAAGAAAAUAGUCAUUUAGGGAAUGUCUUAGUGGACAUGAAGCUCAUUGAUAUAAAGGACACCUUACCUGUGGGAUUCAUCCCAAUCCAGGAAACGGUGGACACCCAGGAGCAAGCCUUCAGGAAGAGGCGACUCUGCAUCAAGUUCAUUCCAAGGGAUUCCACAGAGGCAGCGAUUUGUGACAUCCGUAUCCUCGGGCGCUCCAAGCAGGCACCUCCUCAGUAUACCUUUAUUGGGGAGCUUAACAGCAUGGGAAUCUGGUAUCGCAUGGGGAAUGUCCCCCAUGCUCAGGACUCUGCUGUCCCGCCACCCACCAACACCAUUCAAAAUGUGAACAACUCCACCCCUGCUCCUGUUCCAGCAGCUCCUAUACCCAAGCAUAUUUCCAUGACCCUGCCUGCCAGCUUCAGAGGGAAGAACACCACCAGACCGGAUUAUGAGCACCAGAACUCCAACCUCUAUGCCAUCUCAGCGAUGGAUGGAGUUCCCUUCAUGAUCUCUGAGAAGUUUGCCUGUUCUUCUUCUGAUCUGCAGCAGGUGGACCUGAUGGGCAUUACGAUCAAGUCUUUGGCUGACAUCGAGAAAGAGUACGACUACAGCUUCCGUACGGAGCACAGCGCCGCCGCUCGCCUUCCCCCAAGUCCAACACGGACCCCCCUGAGCUCAGAGGCUUGAGCCCGCCUCCUGCAGCCUUCCAAACGGAAGUCGGCUGCCGCGAUGACCUGAACCCAACUACUGAGACCCAGCCACGUCCUGCAGCACGGACACGACACCGUUCACCACAAUGAAACUACGGGAGUUGACGAAAAGCCAGCAGGAGCGAGUGCAUCCUUCUGUGGAACCUGUGGUCUCGCUGUCCUCCUGCUUUUUUAUAUGUAAACAGGAAACAUUCUAACCAAGAAGGUCACCGUAAAAUCAUCACAACUCAUCUCUGAGACAGAGCUGCCCGAUGUUGGCGCAGAAGCUUCUAGAGAACGGCAUUUCAAGCUUUAUGAAGCAUCGCAGUGUGUGUGCCAGGAGACACACUGAACGACACUCCAAACAACCUCCCCUCUGAGUCUUGGCUGCAGGAAGUCAGCUCAGUUGUUGGAAAAGAGGGAAAAAACCAUCAAAUCCAGCCUGGGUUUGUUCCUGCUCGUGUUUUUGGCGUGUGUCCCUCCUCUUACUGUAACACACUGGGAACAUUUCAGUUAGUUUUCUUUUUGGGACUGAAUGUGCUUCCUGUUGCCCCUGGCCAAUCAGAGAACUGCUUCUUAAACGCUGUUUGUGUUUGAGCCACUAACUCGAGUCAACCACUAUUAGAUUUUACUCACAGAUUUCAGUGUAGCUUCACACUGUACACACUAAUGCAGGAAUCUGAGCUGGAUUUUAACCUGAGAUGUCUGGUAGUGACUCGAGCAAAAGGCAUUCUGUUUCCAAUACCUCCAUCUGAAAAAAGGGAAUUAAAAAAAAAAAACCAAGAAACCCAGAUGUUCCUGUUACAAGAAUGUUUAGUUCAUCCCACCUUUGGUUGAGGUGGAUGCUUUACGAAAGCGCUUGGACAAACCCAGUCCACACUAAAACGUCUUUAAAAGGAAAAAAAAUACAUUUUUUUUGUUUGUUUGUUUGUUCCUGAGAGUCUGAUUUUUAAAAAGUGGCAUAAAAAUCAGUUUCUUUUAUAUUGUUACCACUCCGUACUAACUGCCAGCAAAAUGAUAAGUUACAGAUAUUUAACUUUUAUGGUUUUUAACCUUAGAAACUGUCCUGAUAAAUAUGUCAUCUGAUAGUAACUUAAGUAACAAUCCAUCUGUAAAUAUAGUCACAAUAUUUGAAAACCAGAUCAUUAGCUGGUUUCAGGCACAAAGGUAAGUAUGGAAUUUUAAACUGGAUUCUGUCUCCUAAAGCACACCUUGUUCAUGCUGGGAAAACGUUCAGACAUUAUGGGGUAAUGGUUGGAGAGGAACAGUUUUUAUCAGGAUGUAAAGAAAUCCAUGACACUGUUGGAGUUUGUGAUAGAAAUGCCCUAGAGUUCAUGUGGGCUUUUGAAAAGCUGCUGCUAGUGUUUGUAGUUCUGCCAUUUUUGUAGUUUGUAACCAUCGGGAGAUGCUUUUCUUUUCUUGCAACUGAAGGACUCGUCUGUUACCAUCCAUGUCUACCUGCAGCGUCACGUUUCCAGGAGUUUGAGCGGCCGGCUUCUCUACCGACAGAUUCCCGUCAGAUACAGCUCUCCUGUCGUCUCUGACAGAAUCUCUCCAGGAACGGUUGGAAACAUUUCUGGACUUUAGUGUCCAUAGUCAUGAUAAUCCUCUAAACUAGUAGGUGUUAAGCUCUGUCCAGUGCAGUGGUGUUCAUCUCCGCCUGUCCAUUCAAUGAUCACUUCAAGAUGUCGCUCCAGCUCGAGACGUUUGCCUUCAUUGGUCUAAACGACUUCAGACUGUUACAGAUCACGUGCAGAAGCUCUGCAUACAUAUUUAACAUGUUCAUUUAUUCUUUUUACUUCACGUUUGUCUAAUUUAUUAGUUCCAUGUGGUGACAGUGUUGCUAUAAAGCUGUUGUCAUAAAUGUGUAGAAGUAUUGGUUGCACUGCGAACAUAAAGCGGGUGAGGUGAUGAGUGUCAUCUGCUUGCUCCGUGCUCAGCUGCAUCUUUGGGAAAUCACUUCCUGUUGUUUCUGACUAAACAUUUACCAGCUGACUAAUAAAUACUCAAAAACA
This is a messenger RNA of Oryzias melastigma (Indian medaka), 3132 nucleotides long. RefSeq names its product multivesicular body subunit 12Ba (gene mvb12ba). The transcript is spliced from 10 exons. Gene Ontology annotation, biological process: regulation of epidermal growth factor receptor signaling pathway; virus maturation; viral budding. Lineage: Eukaryota; Metazoa; Chordata; Actinopteri; Beloniformes; Adrianichthyidae. Gene Ontology annotation, cellular component: ESCRT I complex; late endosome. The record is from RefSeq and is a predicted model, not a curated record. Bases 231 to 1115 code for a protein of 294 amino acids.